This is a messenger RNA of Coregonus sp. 'balchen', 13863 nucleotides long. Lineage: Eukaryota; Metazoa; Chordata; Actinopteri; Salmoniformes; Salmonidae. The record is from the annotation of a GenBank genome assembly.
AUGGAGAACAUUGAGACGCCAUUUCGGAUCACCCAUACCGUCCAAGCUCUGGGCUCCGCUCUUCGGGGAGAUCCUGAAAAUGUUCCCGAUGCUAAUGGUCUGGGUAGCGGGGACAGAAUCUCGAGUGAGCCAGAGAAGCUUUGGUUCAAAGAAAGCAGCGCUAAGAAUCUCCGAAACAGGGACUUCUUGUCACCCACCACGGUGCUGAAUACGCUUUAUGCAGACGGACAGGUCGGUCUGUUAACGUUAGAUUAACAGUUAGCUAACUAGCUUACUUCUUCUUAUUUCAUUCUCGUAUAACCCCAUUGUAUUUUGCCUUUGAAUUGUUUGCAGUUGGUGCACUGCUUGUAACGCAUUGGUUGACAGACAGACACACACAGUUGACAGCACGCGCUUUUCUCUUUGAUAUGUUCAACUCUCGAGAGAUAUGUGGAGGCUAAUUUUACCCCAAACUGUCAUCAACAACUUCCACUUUAUGAUUGUGAACGAAAUUGAAUACAUACAUUUUCAUAUUUGAGACUUGACAUUGCCAUCAUCGACAUAACAUUUAAACCUUGGGGCAAUAAUUAUUAACCCCUGACUAGCAAAUACAAUGUGGGUCACACAGCAAAAUGUGCCACCGUGUUUCCACAUGACAUGGGUCUCGUUUUUGAAUGGCAUCUGUCAAUACAACACCACACAGUCCUGCAGGAGGCAAAUUAAGCCUAUACCAUUGCAGGCAGAAGGCUACUACUGCAAUAGUCUUUGACUGUGUGAUUGAUAGUGCAUAUGUCUUUGCAUGUUAGAAAACUGUCUGAAUGCAUGGACAGUAUGUAAGUGCGAUGUGUUUGUGUGUAGGUUCCCCCAGCAGUGAUGGGUAGAGUGCAGUCCCUGAGAGGGACAGGGGUUCUUCCUGUGGCUGGGGGGGAACUCAUGGGAGAGGGGCUGAGGGUGCGGGUCGACCGGACUGCUGCGUUUCAGAAGGUCCUGAGUGGAGCGUCAGUGUACCUGAAGCCUCCUAGCCAGAGACAGGGGUGUGUGGUGCUCAACUGCCCCGCCCUGCACCCCAAACCCAAUUUACCGUCCCCUGACACCCUCACGUUGGGGCAACUACGCACUGUGCUGCUGACUGACCACUUAGGGGCACUACUGAGGAGACAGGGGUGAGUUAGGAGAUGGCUUAAUUACUAGUCUGGCAUAAUGUCAUUGUCCAGUAUGUAUGUAUCUGCUGUGUUGUGUAUGUUCAGUGCACAUAAAUAUGUGUUAGACUGUGUAGUCAGUGUCAGUUGCAUCACUGUUUCUCUCAGGUUUACUGUGUCCUGCUGCCCUGUGCUACCAGAGGAAAGUGACAUCAUUGUCUUCCUCCGAUUGCUUGGCAUCGAUUGGCCCACAGUGCCCAUCAGCUGGACCAAUGAUGAGAGGGAGGAGAAAAUGUUGGAGGCUUUACAGAAUUCCCCAUACAGAGAAAAAGAGGAGACAGAUGGAGGAAGAAGAGUGAGUGAAGGAAAGAAUAUGGAUGAAGAUAAAGAGGGGAUGCUCAGGGUGAACUUGAAGAGGGUGUUUCAGAAGGAGCAGCUGCCAGGGGAUGACCCCAGCCUGGGCACCUGUACAGGUGAGACAAACAACAUUGACCUUUGACCUGGGGAUUGGUUGUAAAUGUGUUAACAUAUGAAUAACACAUACAGUGCAUCCGGAAAGUAUUCAGACCCCUUUACUUUUUCCACAUUUUGUUACGUUACAGCCUUAUUCUAAAGAGGAUUACAUUAUUUUUUCCCCCUCAAUCUACACACAAUACCCCAUAAUGACAAAGCAAAAACAUUUUUUUAUUUUAUUAUUUGCAAAUGUAUUAAAAAUAAAUAACUGAAAUAUCACAUUUACAUAAGUAUUCAGACCCUUUACUCAGUACUUUGUUGAAGCACCUUUGGCAGCGAUUACAGCCUCGAAGCUUCUUGGGUAUGUUGCUACAAGCUUGGCACACCUGUAUUUGGGGAGUUACUCCCAUUCUUCUCUGCAGAUCCUCUCAAGCUCUGUCAGGUUGGAUGGAGAGUGUCGCUGCACAGCUAUUUUCAGGUCUUUCCAGAGAUGUUCGAUCAGGUUCAAGUCCGGGCUUCUGGCUGGGCCACUCAAGGACAUUCAGAGACUUGUCCCAAAGCCACUCCUGCAUUGUCUUGGCUGUGUGCUUAGGGUUGUUGUCCUGUUGGAAGGUGAACCUUCGCCCCAGUCUGAGGUCCUGAGCGCUCUAGAGCAGGUUUUCAUCAAUGAUCUCUCUGUACUUUGCUCCGUUCAUCUUUCCCUCGAUCCUGACUAGUCUCCCAGUCCCUGCCGCUGAAAAACAUCCCGACAAAAUGAUGUUGCCACCACCAUGCUUCACCUUAGGGAUGGUGUCAGGUUUCCUCCAGAUGUGACACUUGGCAUUCAGACCAAAGAGUUCAAUCUUGGAGUGCUGCAGAGAUGGUUGUCCUUCUGGAAGGUUCUCCCAUCUCCACAGAGGAACUGUGGAGCUCUGUCAGUGACCAUCAGGUUCUUGGUCACCUCCCAGACCAAGGCCCUACACGCGAUUGCUCAGUUUAAGGUGGGCGGCCAGCUCUAGGAAGAGUCUUGGUGGUUCCAAACGUCUUCCAUUUAAGAAUGAUUGAGGCCACUUUGUUCUUGGGGACCUUCAAUGCUGCAUACAUGAUUUGGUACCCUUCCACAGAUCUGUGCUUCGACACAAUCCUGUCUCAGAGCUCUAUGGACAUUUCCUUCGACCUCAUGGCUUGGUUUUUGCUCUGACGUGCACUGUCAACUGUGGGACCUUAUAUAGACAGGUGUGUGCCUUUCCAAAUCAUGUCCAAUCAAUUGAAUUUACCACAAGUGGACUCAAAUGAAGUUAUAGAAAUAUCUCAAGGAUGAUCAAUGGAAACAGGAUGCACCUGAGCUCAAUUUCGAGUCUCAUAGCAAAGGGUCUGAAUACUUAUGUAAAUAAGGUAUUUCUUUAUUUUGAUUUGUUGUUUUUUGGAAAGUUUCUACAAACCUGUUUUCACUUUGGAUUAUUGGCUAUUGUGUGUAGAUUGAUGAGGGGGGGAAAUAAUUUCAUCAAUUUUAGAAUAAGGCUGUAAAGUAACAAAAUGUGGAAAAAGGGAAGGUGUCAAUAUACUUUCCGAAUACAUUGGCAAAUGGUAAGGUCAAAUUGGUCAAUAAAAUUGAUUUCUUUCACAAGGAGCUAGGCCUAUAGGACACCUUUUUAGAUAUGAAACUUACUGUAAUGUAGUUUAGGUAAAUAAAACCUACAAAGAUUAACAGUUUAUAGGAACUGUCUGUAACACACAAUCCUGUUGAUUUGUCCUCAGUGCAAAUGGACAGUGUGUCUCAUCUGGCCCAACUGGACAGGGCUACUGCAGGCUGCACUGUGAGUCACAUUUUCUUCCCCAAAAACUUUAAACAUCAAGCUACAGCCGUGUACUACUAUAGCUACUAUGUUGUUUUGUUCAUACAGUACUAAACAGUAUAGGGUCUCAUGUUUGUUAUCACAUCUCUUAUUGACCUAGGUAUCCACGGCAACCGCAGUACAUGUCACUUCCUGUCAGGAUGAGUUCCGUCAGCAGCAGAUAGCAAUGCUGUGGAGAGCCAGCGGUGCAACAGUGACACAGGUUUGUUUGACACAACAAUGCAUUAACUACCACAUAGUGACGAUCUGUACCUCCCCAUACUAACCAGUAGAGGCGCACCAAUAUUUAUUUUUGCUGACCAAUUUAAGUACGAAGUACUUACUCUUGAGGAUCAGCCGAUGCCUACCUACCGAGUAAAACUAUAACAACAUCUGAUGGUAUUGACAAUAUUGCUUUAUGUUGCUCCAAAUUUACUCAGAUUUUUAUCCAAAAACAGUUUAUAAACCUAUCCUGGCUGCAACCACAUAUGAGCAGUGUUAGAAUUCGUUACUUGUAAAAUAUUACAUAUUACUCGUUACUUUCAAUCAAGGUAACGCGUUACAUUACAAUACUACUUUCUGUGCAAAGUAAUGCGCUAUGUUACUCCUUAUAUUGCAAACACCAUCCAAUUCCGCUUGCCAACAAGGCAUGUUGGUCACCAAUUUAAUAAUGUAGAGGAUACAUUAUUAAAUUGAAGGAUUUUUAAGCCUUGAAACAUGGAUUGUGUAUGUGUGCCAUUCAGAGGGACCAUGGGCAAGACAAAAGAUUUAAGUUCCUUUGAACGGGGUUUGUGUCAAGAACUGCAACGCUGCUGGGUUUUUCAAGCUCAACAGUUUCCCGUGUAUAUCAAGAAUGGUUCACCACCCAAAGGACAUUCAGCCAACUUGACACAACUGUGGGAAGCAUUGGAGUCAACAUGGGACAGCAUCCCUGUGGAAUGCUUUAGACACCUUGUAGAGUCCAUGCCCCGACAAAUUGAGGAUGUUCUGAGGGCAAAAUGGGUGAUGCAACUGAAUAUUAGGAAGGUGUUCUUAAUGUUUUGUACACUCAGGAUACUCUAUAUAGUAAGAAUAUAACAGAAUACAAUUGAAAUAUAAUAUAUUUUUCCCAAACAUACUUUUGUCUUGCGAAUGCUCACUUGAGAAAUGGAUGGACCUGCAUGUGACUCUGUGGGAGGAUUUUCAGGAAGUUGCUUUUUGGUAAAAAUACAAAAUAAGCGUGUGCUCUGUUUUCCCUGCCUCUGUGUCAAUUCCACGCUGUGUUGUUCAUCAUCAGUCUCUUCAUUCACAAUUUGACAAUAAUGCAUACAAAUAUUGUCAGAUACAGACAGAACAAGGCCACCUCUUAAUAUGAAGAUUUGAAUAAUUCCAAUUGAAUAAUUCCAAGCAGAAUGAAAAUAAAGUGUGAUCAGGCCUCACUGUGACAACAGCUUGUAUCCUUCUAAAACACUUGUGAAAUAUUUGUUGUUCUUAUCAAAGCAGUGAUAAUAAAUGAAAUUUCCAUCAUGGAAAACAUUUUUUCAAACCUUUCUGAAAUGGCCUUAGUCACUCAUUUUGUGGGACAGAGUCUCCGUGGAUUACUCUCCACGCAGCCAGAGACUGGCUGCAUUUCAAACACAUAAAAGACACACCCUCCUCCACUUACCCUCGCCUUAUGCCCUUGGGGGAAUCCAGGCGGCCAUCUUUGCCGUCGGUCGAAACGAUUAGCCAAGCAAGGGAAGUUGGCAACGUAAGCCCCUCGAGUUUGUGAUCGAGUUUGCGAUUCUGUUCACUCCGGGGCCUGAAACGCCCCAUAAUUCAAUUUGCGAUGAUUGUACAUCCACUAAGAAAACUCAGCCAAAACGUUAAACCAACAUCAGUAUGGAGAAGUCAACAUACAAGUGUAAGUAAACGAAUGUAAAUAAGUUAGAAAUUGUGCUACUAAUGCACAUGACGGCACAAACACGUAUCGUAAAAGUAAUUAUGUUUUUGUUUGGUUAGCUUUUGGAAACGUUAGCUAGCGCAUACAACUUUCCCUGAUAUCACACUUAUACAUUGUAAUUUUAGAUUUACCUGAUAUCGUUGGAUGACUUGCAUUCGAUGAUGCGGAUGCGUUGUCUUCUAGCCAAGAUAUGAAAUGCAAUCAUAAUUGACUGUAGCGCAUAUAAAGCACACACAACAGCUACCGGUGGUUCCAUGAUGACUGAAACAACCGUGGGACGAACGAGUGACACAUUUCCGGGCAAAGGCGGUCCAUUUAAAAUUCCUUCAUUCUUCCCUUGCCCUGCAAGUGUCAACUCAUCAUACCUCAUGAUAUGUCAUCAGAAGUGUUUACUUAGUUUGAGGGCUGAGGGGAGAGGGUGUGUCUUUUACGUGUUUGGAAUGCAGACAGUAUCGCACUUGCAAAAAUACUGAUUGGCUAGUGAAACGCACCCUCUGACCUCUGAUUGGACCAGCAAACUGUCAAUCAACACCGGUCGGGUGAGCUAGCGCAGUGAAAAGGUUUUGGGGGGUAGCGAGUGUGAAACUGAAUGGGGAAAAAUAGUUGUCUACAUAUUUUAAUAGUCUACAUAUAGCCUACCAUUUGUAUUUUAUAUGUAUACCUUUUGCUUAUUCGAUCUGGUCACUAACAUAGGUCUACGGCAUUGCACAACAUUUUUGUUUUAAAAAAUCUAAUUUGUUCUUCAGAAAAAAAGGUUGCACGUCUUGACUUGACUGUUGACCAAUGACCAGUCAUCAGAAUUGGUGAGCAAAAGCAGGCACACAUACAGUUUAGUGACCAGAAAUUGCUUGUUGAAUUUCCUUCUGUUUUGCCUGGCAAAAAUAAACAGAGUAGCCCACUUACCUUAAUAUUGUCAAUAGGGUGAAUUCAGAAAAGUGGGACAUUAUAUAAACUGGGACAGCUUAAUCCUGAGACGUUUAAUUCUUGAUCUGAGAAGAGAAAAUCAAACCUGUUGUUACUAAGCCCUUGCGGAGAAAACACAUGAUAAAAGUCUCAUCACUUCAUUGGUGUAACAUUAUAGAGGGGGCAGAGCAACCUUCAAACAGGAAGCUCACCCCUCGAAGCACACAGAUGCUACGGUUAUAAAACGGUCAUAAAUAAUGCACUGUGCCAAAUUGUGCAAAAUGUUUGAAUUCCAGUUCAAAAUGUGCCUGCUCUGUCGCAGUCUACCAUUGAAAACCAUUGAAGACUACACGUGUAAAUGUCAUGCCAUUUGUAUUUGAGCAAUAUGAUUGGCAGUUCAUUCAAGCAACACCAUGGUCCCGCGGGUCACCACUUCUUGAGCAGUACAUGAGUCAUAUCCUAUCGGGCCAGUGACUGACGAGAGCCACGUUUUUACUGGCCCCUGCGGGCCAUCAUUAAUAUCGGACACUGCACGCGAAAGAUAAUAAAUGAAUGUGCCAGAAAACAAUAGGCUAGGUGGAUUUCGACUCAUCGUUACCACAUUAUAUGGGACGUGCAAAUGAAUGCGCUCGGUGUAAAAAUUUGACUACAACUACAGCUCACACAACACACACACCCAGGUACUGAGAGGCGGGACAGACGGUAGACUGUCAAACCAGCAGUGUUUCCCUGUCAUCGCUCACUUUGUGACUGACAGGUGCCUGUCCUGUCAAUAGAUUGCUAGAAGAUGCAUAUUGUUCAUUCUAGCGGGAGAGGGCUCGGCAGACCUUUUUCUGACUAGCGAAUUGAAAAGUAGCCUAGUUAACUUAAAGGUGCUACACAGGAUUUAUUUUUUAUUUUUGCAUUGUAAUUUCAGAAAAUGUCCAUAAUUUAUCUGACAUUAAUAGUGGAAUGAUAGUGUUUCACAGUAUUACUUACAGUGUUGUGAUUGGCUGUGAUAUUCUCCUAUUGAUUUCUCCCACCUGAGCGGCAUCUGUUGUAAAACUGGGAAAGCUGUUUUUGACUUUGUGGCUGGGUUAUCUAGUGGAAAUCGCUCUGUCAUUUCUACGCUGUUUGCUCAAUUUCAGUUUGUUAGAAAACAAGCACUGAAUAGUGUAGGGAAUCAUUGUACCAUCAAAAAACAAAAACAAAAUACCCAGCUGAAAAUGACUCAGUAAACGGCGCUAGUGGAAAACACUGACUAUAGCCUGUUCAAUAGUUCUUGUAGUGCUGUUAUGAAUACUGUUAUUUGAGUGAAUUCAGAAAAAGUGGGACACUUUUUUGCAUUUCCGUCUUCUAUAACCUCGUCAGACAUGUAUCCAACAUAUUAGCCCAAAACAUGAUACAUUUCUGAAAUCCUCAGAUGUUUCCUAAUCACACAAAAUUGAAUUGAAUUGUCAUUGGGGUACAAUUAGGACUAUAAUAAUGGUGUCCUAGUUUAUCUAACCUGCUGUCCCAGUCCACCAAAUGCAAACUGAAAAUAUGGUUUUGACUCAGUGUACAGAUGGGUGUGUCAUGCAUCCUGUCAAUAUGAUAUUAACAUUUGUGGUUAGGAAACAUCUUGAAGAUUUCAGAAAUAUAUCAUGUUGGGCUAAUGCAAAAAGUGUCCCACUUAAUCCGAAUUCACCCUAGUGUUUAGCAAUCUGCUAAGUAAGCAUCUUUGCUACAACAAUAGGCUACCUGGUGAUUUCAUUGAUCAAUUUCAUAUUUCAGAUAGGUCUAGUUUGGGUGGGUUAUAUACCUCAGUGGUGGUACUGGUUAUGUCAAAGAUAGUUGUAACAUCGCACUACCUUCAAUACUUAUGGGAUGAAGAUGUAACAUAUUCUGGCGAAUUAAUUAGGACAUUUGUGAGGAAGAAAAAGGCUACAGAGACAGAUCAUGCUUUCCAUCCAAUCUUGCAACCUAGGCAUCAUACAGGUAGAGCUAGGGAAUAGCAACUCCAGUCCUCAGGGGCCUAUUGGUAUCACACUUUUGCCCCAGCUAAAACACCUGACUCCAAUAAUCAACUAAUCAUGAUCUUUAGUUUAGAAUGCAAUUAGUUUAAUCAGCUGUGUUUGCUAGGGAUGGGGGAAAAGUGACAUCACUACGAACAUAUGAUCCUGCUUGCUCUAGACUCCAGAGAAGUGACAUUAUAUCCCUAGUUGAUAUUGACUGCUAACAUGAAUGACUUGCAGGUGUAAAACAGUUUAUUUCUGUAUCUUGCGUUUUGAAAAUACAUCACAGUUUGACUGUAAUGACAGGCUACAUUUGCGCAGCAACUGUGCGUGCGUUUUCGUCCUGUGCGCAUGCGCAGGGAUCGCAAGCUUUGAACCACUUAUUUUUGGGGGUCACUGGUGAAAAUUUGAAAACCACUCAGCUAGUGAACAGAUAGCUGAUUUGCUGUACAGCUAUAGGAACGGGUGCAGCGCAAACACCAAAUUGUAGGGAGAGAGGAUUGCCAUAAAUGAUUAUGCAGUGCCAAACAUUGUUUGGUGAUCAAGAAUAUUAACCGUUUUACUUUGCAAGCUCACCAGCAAUGGGGCAUCAAGGAACACUUACUAGCAUAGGCCUACUGGUCUUUUGGUAUGUCAAAAUUGCUUGAAAUGUAUAAUUGACUUAUGAAGUUUGCAUUUGGAAUUUGUUGUUAAUAUCUUAUUACAUAAUCAAAAUCUGUUGUAGACAAAAUAUUGAAAAGGGUCUGGUAGCCUCAAUAAAUGAUUUGAGACAACUUAUGACUACUGGACUGGACUUGACUUGCUCUUAGAAUGCACGACUUGGACUUGACUCGACAGGUUCUACUUGGGACUCGACUUGAGACUUGGACCUUGUGACUUGAGACUUGCUUGUGACUCGAAUGAUAGUGACUUGGUCACACCUCUGGCCUGGACUAUAGUCUACAAUGCACAUUUACUUGCAGCCUUGAAAUGAAAUAAAACGUCAAAUAGAUAAUAACAUUAGAAGACUGGCAUAACCACUAUGAAUUUACUUACUGUGACAUCGUUUCAGAACAUAAUAUGGCCCAUCUUUUCAGUUAUGCUACUUUGAGCAAUCCAUUUAUUUAACAGGAAAAGGAGUUUCAGCAUGAAUUCGGUAGAGACAAGGCUUUUAAAAAUAUGAUACACUGGUUGAUUUAUGAUUCUGAAAGUAACGCACUUAUUACCUCUUAAAUGUAAAGUCCCCAUGUUUGGGGACCCCGUUAGAUUUUCUUAUUCAGUCUGGUAUGAGAAUGGUAGCCCCUAUCUGCAAAAGCAGGGUGUCUGCGGAAAGCUGAGUAUCUUGGCUAUUGAUCUGUGCCUUCAAAUCUUUGGUAUGUUUUCUACCAUAUAUGGGCAUACGAAUGUAUAAGGGCAGGCCGAGGCAAUUACCUCAUUUCAAGAUGGCUGUUACCUACAUUCCGGUUAGCGUUGUGAAGCAUAAACGAAAUAAACACGGAAUACGUGUAUACACACCGAAAGCCAGGACUCCACAGAUCAUGAGGAUGUCUUAUUUGUCUGCGUGUGACCUACCGUUAUUGAUCACCAGCCCCGAGAGUCGAAAUAUUUAUUUUACACAAUGUUUUCACCAAACAGCAAACAUCUUACAGUGACUAUAUCUUUGCGCAUCAAAAAUAGGACGUUGCCUGCUUACGUAGGCGUCCAUUACACAGGGGAUUGGCUACUAUGGCACCUUGUCAGUCUUGUAACCAAUGAGUAAGCUUUCCAGGGAUAUGCAGUUGACCUGGGUGGGACAAAGCAAGGCCUAGAACCUUUUAUGUGUAACGCAAACUAUUGCUACCUGGCUCAGAGACUCACCGAGCACACUACAUUACAUUGUAAACAGAUUUCAUCGCUUUAGCAUAAAAGAUGGCUUCUCAAGGGGGGAAAAAACUGUAAAAACUAAGAAUAUCGAACAGGAAGCUAAAAAGAAGUCGGCUAUGAAUAAGUAUACCGACAUAGAAGCUUUGAGUAAAAUACUGGUGGACUCGGAUCAGGGGAGCGAUUUGGACAACGAGUAUUUCGACUCGCCAACGAAGAUUGCUUUCUAGAAGGAUAGGAGCCUGAUUAUUAUUUGACCAUGCUUGUCACUUAUGAACAUUUUUGAACAUCUUGGCAUGGUUCUGUUAUAAUCUCCACCCGGCACAGCCAGAAGAGGACUGGCCACCCCUCAUAGCCUGGUUCCUCUCUAGGUUUCUUCCUAGGUUUUGCCUUUCUAGGGAGUUUUUCCUAGCCACCGUGCUUCUACACCUGCAUUACUAGCUGUUUGGGGUUUUAGGCUGGGUUUCUGUACAGCACUUCGAGAUAUUAGCUGAUGUAAGAAGGGCUAUAUAAAAUAAAAUUGAUUGAAAUUGAUUGAUUGAGCCACUUUUAGGUCUGUAAGUACAUUAUUUACAUGACUUUAUAUAGCUAAUUUACUAUAUGUAUUUCGUUUUUUAUAAGUUGUCUGCUUUUUGUGCUUUGGAUUUAUUUUACAUAGGCCUAUGAAACAAGUAAUUUCAAUGUUAUUUAAUUCCAAAGUAGUUAUUGUCUAUGAUUCCUAUUAGUUUGCUGUUCUAAGUUUCAUCCUUGUGACUUUUGAGAGGCCACUAAACUCUCAUGGCCAUUGUUUAUUUGUGGUUCUUACCUCUGCCUUUGUCUCCAAAGUGUUACUGUUUGCAUUGUGUGUGUGCUUCACACCCAUGUGAGUCACUGUACAGAUAAAGUUUAGGCUUGGUGUUUUUACUUUACAGUAAUGUGUUUUAGUAAAUGUGUGUGUCUUAGUAAAGGAUGCAGCGGAUUUGGAUGAUGACAUUUGGGAGCCACCCCUCCCCAGCAAGCGCCCCCGCCGGUCAAGGUCUUCACCCCCCACUGCUAUGUCAAUCACCCCGUCUGAUGGUUCUACAUCCACUUUUCAUAGCCCUCUUGAAAAAUAAAAUCGGGGCUUGUGGCACCAUUCGUCCUAAAAUAAUUGGUUUCCCCAAGACCAAGGUAAACGACAUGACAGCAGAGAGGGGGACCAUACAUUGGAUCAGGACUAACAAGCUGCUUUUUGUGAAAUGGAAGGACACUAGGGAAGUAACCAUGCUCACCACACAGCAUAAGGCAUUCAAUAACAACCACGUCUCAAGGAUGGUGAAAAGGGAAGAAUGUCCCCAAUCCUGUUUCUGUGAAGGACUACAAUGCCAGCAUAGGGGCUGUCGACCUAUCUGAUGCUCUGAUAGGCUACUACCAGGUCCUCCACAAGACCAGGAAGUGGUAUAAUACUUUUUUUAAACCACUUUGUGGACAAAGCUACAGUAAAUGCUUUUCAUUCUCCACAAGCAGUUGGCCUUCCGAGAGCAACUAAUGUUGGAAAUGGCUGAAUUGGGGGUCCAAAGCAACCUCACAACCAUCACAAGACCCCCCACUCCAAGUGAGCGCCACUAUCCAACACACAUGCCAAAAGACAAAAGGAAGAACUGCAAGCAUUGCACAAAACACGGGGGGAAAAAGGGGGAAAUUCCAGAUCUUCUGUCUGAAAUGCCAGUUCGUGUCCUGGCAGAUAGGGACUGCUUCAAAGACUAUCACGACAUGCACAAGCUAGGGUGAAAGUGAAAUCUAAUCAUCUACACCUGGGAUGUAAAACAAACACGAAUGCCAUUUGUAAAUAGUUCAGCUUAUUUAUAUUUUUGCACCUUUUUUAUUGAAGGACACGUGUGUAACCAACUUUGUGUUUGAUAAGAUAUUUUUAUGUAUAUCUGUUGCUUUUAUAUUGUUUUUGUAAACAGUUCAUUUGUAUUUGGGACCAAUACAUUGGAUAUGCCUAGGCUAAACGUUCAGGCACUUUGGAGAGGUUGAAAAAACACUUGGAUAUCCCCUGUAAGUCCCCCGACACCACCACAAUGUUUGAGAGAGGUUGGUGUUGUAGAAAUUUAGUUUUAUAGGGAACAGUAACUUUUAGGCACAUCCAGUGUGCAAAAACAGCGCAAUUACCACAUUCUGACACUUUUGGAGAGGUUGAAAGGACACUUGAAUGUACCCUGGAUACCCCAUAACACCACCACAAUGUUUGAGUGAGGUUGAUAUGGUAAAAAUGUGUUUUUAUUCUGAACAAAUAGCAUUUAGGGAUUGCAAAUAUUUAUAGCACUGUAAUUAUCUAAUUUAUAGACAUAUGCCACUUUGGAGAGGUUUAGGGACAUCUGGAAAUGUCCCGUGACCACACCUGACACCACUUACUAAAACAUCUGCCCAUUUCUAGUUGUUAGGUCUAUCAAUCCCAUUUUUUUCCUGAUAUUGUUCACAUGUUAUGGAAGCCAUCUGCUGUUUCUCCAGCUCUGGGCAUCAAUAAUUCACUUAUAGUUUGUCAAUGAGUAUGACAAUGUCAAUGAGUAUGACAGAGCGAUAAGAGUAAUCAAUGAAAGAUUACAAAAAAAAUUAAAAAAUUAAAAAGGUUAUUUUGUCUGUGCUUGAUCUUGUGUAUUCUGAACUAUGAAAGUCCUAUCUUCUGGUCAUUUCCUCAUAAUCUUCCAGAUGUCGUCUUUCCAAAUAUACUACAUUUUGGCAUGUCAGAAUCAUGUAAUUACACAUGAAUAUCAGUUACUUUUGGGUAUGUCUAUUUAGGCAGAAAUCAAAAUUUUGCCAUUACAUUUAAGAGGUUAAAAAAGUACCUGUAAUAAUAAUAUUAUCCAAUUUUAGAAAGUAAUGUAUUACAUUACACCAUUACUCAUAAAAGUAGCUGAUUACGUAACGCGUAAUCAGAAUCAUAUCUCUACCGGUGAGUUAUAUAUAAAAAAGCCUUGUCUCUACCGAAUUCAUGCUGUAACUCGACAGCUCAUGUUGUCUUAUAAAUUGAUUGCUCAAAGUAGCCGAACUACUACAUUUUACAUUUUAGUCAUUUAGCAGACGCUCUUAUCCAGAGCGACUUACAGUUAGUGAGUGCAUACAUUUUAUUUUAAUUUAUUUCCAUACUGGCCCCCCGUGGGAAUCGAACCCACAACCCUGGCGUUGCAAACGCCAUGCUCUACCAACUGAGCUACAUCCUUUUGUAACGUGUUACCCCCCCCACCCCCACCCCUGCAAAUGAGUGAUCACAUUUUUCCCUCUUUUUCUUACCUCUGUCUGUUUCUUAGAGGCAUCUUGUUUGUGGACCAAUGAAGACACCUGGAACUCACCUCAGUGCUGCCCAGUAUCUUCAGUAAGAACAUAUUUUAACCUUUUGAUUUAUCUUUAGUCCCAGUAACUAAGUCUAUCACUGUACUCCGCUGUUUGCUCUGUAGUCUUUUCAGAUCUCUAAUGUAGUCUUUUCAGAUCUCUGUAGUCUAUUCAGAUCUCUAAUGUAGUCUUUUCAGAUCUCAUCGAGCCACUGUGUUUGUGUGUGUGUCUGUCUCAUUGGCUCCUUGUUCACCUGUCCUACAGACUGAGAAGAGUGCAGAUGAAGGAGGCCUCGGAGAUUAAGUAUGGAGAACAAGUCGAAGGUGAGUCUGCUCAAUUUGUCUAAAUUCUGUAGCAUGUGUGUACUUUUUAAUGUGUAUGACCAGGGACUGUUGUGGUAUGUGAUGUCCCUCCUUGGACUUGACACUUCUAUUACAACUCCAAAUACUGUUUCAGACCAAACUUGGGAUGACAUCAUCAAGGUCAUGACCUCAGCCACGGUGAGGUUUGAGAUGCUCUCAACAGUCCAUACGAGCCCGGUGAGUCUUAGG